This is a messenger RNA of Dendronephthya gigantea, 1838 nucleotides long. Its product is annotated as di-N-acetylchitobiase-like. NCBI's taxonomy places the organism in Eukaryota, Metazoa, Cnidaria, Anthozoa, Malacalcyonacea, Nephtheidae. The record is from RefSeq and is a predicted model, not a curated record. The coding region runs from base 709 to 1821 and encodes 370 amino acids. Gene Ontology annotation, biological process: chitin catabolic process; carbohydrate metabolic process. The transcript has 5 exons. Gene Ontology annotation, cellular component: extracellular region. Gene Ontology annotation, molecular function: chitin binding; chitinase activity.
UGCUUUGUUGUUCUGGGUCCAGGCCAGGAAUAUUGACAAAUCUCUCUGUGAAUGGGACAUCUAGAAUAUGUAUCCAUAGUCUGUACCACUGUCAAAUAGGCAACACAAAUAUCACACAAAUAUCACAAUAUUCAUUGUAUUCAUGCUUAUCUGAAACCCACAAUGUGACUGGGUUGUAAAUGGAAUAUUCAUAGCUAUUCAGUAAAUUCUAAUAAGACAAUAUGUAUACAAUUAUGCAGGCUAUUAUUUCAUGCAUAAGUAUGUGAUCUGAUGGGCCAGGGGAAGGUUUGCCUUUAUCCUAAGUUCCUCUGGUUAUUCUUCCAGAAAACCUGAAAACACACUUCCUAUUUUGCUGCCUUAAAAUGUAUGGGUGAGGAGAUCAGAAGAAUUUUUAAAAUAUGUUUCUAUUUCCAGCUGGGGGUCAUUCGGAUCAUAGGGGUUCACUUGUAGAUUAGGGUGUACAUUUUGAUGAGUGUACAAGAUGAUGAGUGUACAUUCCCUGAAAUUGAAGUAUUUUGAACCAAGUGCAUUUCAACAAAAUUGUACAUGAUAGCAGUCUAGAAUUUACAAGGAAAUUUCUAUUUAUUUCAUGGAUAAAAAGCUAAAAAUUCAGUGGAGUGAUCAAAUUCUCGAAACGUACAAUGCAAGCAUCGAAAUACAAGUAUAGAACCGGUGAAUUAUAGUUCAAGUUUGCUGUGGUUUUUUAUCAUGAUAGCAGAGGAUGUGGAUUCGGCUCGAAGUAGUCCAUGUCCUUGUUCGGACGAGAAGUUAUGCCAAAGAAUCACAAAGGAAGUUGACAAGGAAGUGUUGGUGUGGAGUACAAGUGAUAAAGUUUGGCAACACUAUAACUGGUCCGUUGUCACCACUGUAGCUGUGUUUGGUGAUUGGAAUGAUGAAUUGAUGUGUUUUGCGCAUUCUAAGGGGGUAAAGGUUGUUCUCGUUGGUUUCUUUAAUGUAAAUGAUCUAUCAAAUACAAGCAAGUGUGAGGAAUGGGUGGAUGGCCUGAUUACAAAAGCUAUUGCUGUGCAUGCUGAUGGAGUGAACCUUGAUUUGGAAGGGCCAAUCAGCAAAGGUAGCAAGGAGGUGAACCUACUGAAUGAGCUUACAGCUGAUGUUUACAAAACCUUCAAAGACAAGCUACCGGGUUCACAGGUAACAUUUGAUGUGGCAUGGUCACCUGACUGCAUUGAUGGUAGAUGCUAUGAUGUUGCUACUCUGUCGAAAUCAGUAGAUUUUCUUGCAAUAAUGUCAUAUGAUGAAAUGAGUCAAAUAUUUGGCCCAGAGUGCACAGCUUAUGCAAAUUCACCAUUUAACAAAACAAAAUCAGGUGUAUCGAAAUACAUGGAUUUGGGAAUCCCAGCUAAUAAACUGGUUCUUGGUUUACCAUGGUAUGGUUAUGACUACCAAUGCAUAGCUGUCACUGGUGUGGACACAUGCCACAUAAAGAAGGUCCCUUAUCAAGGUGCAAAUUGUAGCGAUGCAGCUGGAAAACAAGUGGCUUACUCAACAAUUAACGACUUACUGCUCACUCGCACGGAAAGUGGCAGAAAGUGGGAUGCAGGCAGUCAAAGUCCGUAUUUUGAUUAUUACGACAUGAGUAACCAAAGACAUCAAAUGUGGUAUGAUGAUCCGCAAAGUCUUGGCAUUAAACUUGCAUAUGCAGUUGAUAUUGGCCUCAAAGGUGCCGCAGUGUGGAAUUCAGAUUUACUUGAUUAUAGCGCAUUGAAAAGAAGCAUUGCUCAAACCAAAGAUAUGUGGGUCACACUAUCUAGUAUAAAAGAAAAGAAAAACAAAAACUACAAGCACUCGAUUGAUAUAUGAGCAACAUGACAUCUCUC